Messenger RNA from Kazachstania africana CBS 2517, 687 nucleotides. RefSeq names its product pyridoxamine-phosphate oxidase PDX3 (gene PDX3). Gene Ontology annotation, molecular function: pyridoxamine phosphate oxidase activity; FMN binding. The transcript has a single exon. The record is from RefSeq and is a predicted model, not a curated record. The coding region runs from base 1 to 687 and encodes 228 amino acids. Lineage: Eukaryota; Fungi; Ascomycota; Saccharomycetes; Saccharomycetales; Saccharomycetaceae. Gene Ontology annotation, biological process: pyridoxine biosynthetic process.
AUGCCAGGUAAAUCAGAAAAGACAGAAACACCAUUAAUUUUUGCACCAGAGACAUUUCAAUACGAUAAGUUGUCAUUGUCAGAGGAGCAACUAGAAAAGGACCCAAUCGACCAAUUCACUAAGUGGUUCAACGACGCAAGAGAUGAUCCUACAGAAGCGCUACCAGAAGCGAUCACAUUUUCCUCCGCAGAGUUACCAUCUGGUAGAGUCUCGUCUCGUGUGUUAUUGUUCAAAGAAUUAGAUCACCGUGGUUUCACCAUAUACUCCAAUUGGGGUACCUCUGCAAAGGCAAACGAUAUAAAAACGAAUCCAAAUGCUGCUAUCAAUUUCUUUUGGAGGAAUUUGCAGAGACAAGUUCGUGUAGAGGGCUUUACAGAGUUUGUAAAUCGUGAGACUUCUGAAAGAUAUUUCAAGACAAGACCAAGGGGCUCUAAGAUCGGUGCAUGGUCUUCCCCACAAUCUCAAACUAUUAAAAACAGAAAGGAACUUGAAGAAUUGGUCGAAGCAAAUGCUAAAAGGUUCGAAAAUGUUGAAGAAGUCCCUUGUCCUGAAUACUGGGGUGGAUUAAGACUCGUUCCUUUAGAAAUCGAAUUCUGGCAAGGUAGGCCAAGCCGUCUCCAUGAUCGUUUCGUCUACAGAAGGAAAUCUGCUGAAGAUCCUUGGGAAGUGAUUAGAUUAGCUCCAUGA